AUGAAUGGUAACACAUUCCAUCCAGCCAGCACCACAGCAACAGUAGGAGGUGGCCCUGGCGUGGCAGCGCCCCCUCGAGGCUGGAGGGAGUUCUGCGAGCUGCAUGCCAUCGCCACAGCGCGACAACUUGCGGGACACUACCAGAGCUUUGCCAGGGAACGCCCCCAGCAUGACAUCCUUCCGCCGGAGACAUUUUCCAAGCAGUUCACCGACCUCUUCCAGCAACACUUCUGCUGUGAGGUUGACAACAAUGGGACACCUCUCCAGCAGAGCACCUGCGCCACCGCACCUGGCAGCACCCCUCCGGCGGCUUCUACUGUUCCAUCGCAGACCAUGAUCGGACGAUUAUGUAUCACCUCUUUGUCCGGGGUGCAGGACUACCGGGAAGCGGGUCGACAAGCCGGCGCCGCCACUCUCUUUACCGUGGUUUCGCCGAAACUGGAGCCGGUUGUAGUGAGCAGGGAGCAAGAGCAGCCACUGCGAUGUGCUGGGAGAAGCCCUCGUUCAGGAAACCCAGUGCUGCUCAGGGGCUUGACCCGUUCGUUCGGCAGCGGCUCAUUGUUGUUCCGUAGCCGUAGUAACGAAGAGCUGUCUGGCACAGAUAGUCGACAAGUAUCUGACUCUUUAGCUUCCAGUCCAGCACAUACCGAUGCCACACACUUCUCCGUCAGUCAGAUUCGGCAGUCUGUCCGGCGGCUUUUUAAGAAACGGCCGCUACCCAGGCCGCCGUCGUCACAGGACCUGUCUGCCGACAACCCCAAUCAUUCCCUUACUGGACCCUCAACCAGCAUGCCCUUCACAUCUGAGCAAAUAUUACCCUCCUCAUCCUCACAAACCCCCUCAUCUCUCAACUCUGAAGCCACGCCUACGACAUUAUCACCUCUCUCUGGAGUAGCUUCCAACUUUCUGGAUCGUUUCCGUUGGUUACGUGGCAAUAGCAUGAGGCAGAGGAGGUCUGAGGUCAGCAGCUGUUGUAAAGAGGGUCAACUGAGGUACUUGUUGGUGGAUGACACCAUCUCAGACUCUCUGCCACGAUGGCAGCGCUGCCGCCUGCUGGUCAGGAGGAUCAGGGACGCUGAAGUCGGAGUAGGUGACGGCUACCAAUUGGAGCUUUAUGAUCCACCAAAGGCCUCCGCUCCCAAACUGACCACUCGCUGCUCAGACAUUCAUGAAGUGCGUCGCUGCAACCGGCUGGAGAUGCCUGACAACUUAAACACGUUUGUUUUAAAGGUUAACCGAGGCAGCUUAAUAUUUGAGACGGAUAAUGACCAGCAGGUCAGCUCCUGGACCACAGAGAUUAAAGAAUGCAUCAGUAACAGGUCGAACAGUGUGGAUCUGGAGCCCCUCCCGUCCCCUGCCGACAGCGCCGUUUUAACCAAUCACAGGCCAAGCUCAGAAUUAGGAAGCCAAAGCGAUUGGCGGCCCACUCCCUCCCACCUGGCUCCCCAGGCGCGCCCCGUCACAAUUAGCUGCCCAGUCACCCUGGCUUUGCCUGAACCGCUCAUCCACAAGACAGAUCACUUCCUCUUCUCCUACCCGUGGUUCCACGGGCACAUCUCGCGGGUCAAGGCGGCCCACCUGGUUCAGAGUUCAGGGGCCGAGGGUCACGGCGUUUUUCUGGUGCGUCAGAGCGAGACGCGGCGAGGGGACUACGUGCUUACUUUUAAUUACCAAGGAAAAGCCAAGCACCUGCGCCUCUCCUUGACCGAGUGGGGACAGUGCAGGGUUCAGCAUCUGCGCUUCCCGUCCGUCGUGGAAAUGCUCAGCCACUUCCGCCUCUUCCCCAUCCCGCUUGAGUGUGGAGCCGCCGGUGCCGUCACGCUCUCCAGCUUUGUCGUGGCAGGCACCAGCCCUCCGUCGCAAGGUCAGCUCUCUGGCGCUCUCUUGAUGCCGUUCUCCCUGCACCGCUGGAACUCGGAGCCCAGCCUGGCUCACUGCAGCGGUCCUCGCAGCUGCAGCCAUCCCCCCUCUUCAUCAUCGUCCUCCUCAUCCUCUUCAUCCUCUUGUGCCGCCACGGGCGUCUCCGGCCCACAGUUGCCCCGUCGCACCGCCGCGGCCCCGCCGUCCGCUGCCGCCCCGGCCCCCUUGCGGCGUAGCGAAUCGGCGGGUCGGCGGCCCCUCCGCCACACCGGCCCGCACCCAGCCGUCAUCCCCCGGCGGGACUCGGACUACGAGCUGGAGCCCGAGCGCGGACGCAAGCGGGCCAUCGACAACCAGUACAUGUUGUUCUGA
Messenger RNA from Nerophis lumbriciformis (worm pipefish), 2232 nucleotides. Lineage: Eukaryota; Metazoa; Chordata; Actinopteri; Syngnathiformes; Syngnathidae. The record is from RefSeq and is a predicted model, not a curated record.